AGUCAAUCCCUAGUCCCUCCAAAACCGCCUCUCCCCGUUUCCAGCUGCGCAAACCAAAUCCCACACCUGACCUACUACAACCUUAUAAUCCCUCCCUUCACUUCUCCCCCGACCCCUCGAUCCCCACCGCCGCCGCCAACAACCCUAGCCGCGCGCCGCCAUGGCCGACUCCGGCGACUCCUCCCCGCUCUCCGCCGCCGCCACCGACGACGCGCACCACGACAACAGCGGCUCGGAGAACGGGGCGGCGGCGGCGCAGGUGGUUGUCCCGCCGCCGUCGCUGCCGGUCCCGCCGCCGCCGCCGAAGGUGCGGCUGAUGGUCAGCUACGGGGGCCGCAUCCAGCCCAGGCCCCACGACAACCAGCUCUCCUACGUCAACGGCGACACCAAGAUCCUCUCCAUCGAGAGGCCGCUCCGCUUCCCGGACUUCGCGGCCCGCCUCUCGGCCCUGGCCGGCUCGCGCGGGGAAAUCUGCGUCAAGUACCAGCUCCCCGGGGAGGACCUCGACGCGCUCGUCACCGUCACCAACGACGAGGAUCUGGAGCACCUCGUCCUCGAGUACGACCGCCUCCACCUCUUCCGCGCCUCGCCGGGAUCUGGCGGCGGCUCGUCCCGCGGCGGUUCCACGCCCAGGCUCAGGGUAUUCCUCUUCCCCGUCCAGUAUCCGCCCCCGCCGCAGCCUGCCGGCCUCCUCGAGCCCAGGCAGGACCAGACUGCUGAAUGGUUCGCCGUGGAAGACUUCAAUUCCGUCAAACCCCCGCAGCCGGAGCAGCAGCAGCCGAAGCAGGAGUCGGUUCCCCUCCAGUCGCCUCCUCCAGCGGUGCAGAUGGCGGCGGUGCCCCACUCCAUGAUGGUGGCGCCGCAGAAGGGCCUCGACUACCUGUCCGGCUUCGACUACGGCUACGGCUUCGUGCCGCCGCCCGCGGUCAAGGUGAAGGACCCGGCCGGCGAUCCGCCGACGAUGAGAGAGAACGUCCCCGUCGAGAUCCCGCCCAAAAACGAAGAACGCCACCCCAACCCUGCAGGCGACAACGCCAUGGUCUCUCCCGCCGACUUCCCUCGCCAGAUCCAGGACAACCUCGAGAAGGUUCAGCUCACAGACAACGCCUCCCAGCAGCCGCCACCAUCUCCUGCUCAGGCGGCCCCGGCCGCUCCUGCUGCUCCGGUCGCCCCGGUCCCUGUCGCCUUGCCGAGGAACGGUAGCGACGACUCCCUGACUCGCAACUACCCUCCUGGCACCGUCGCCCAGACAACCCCACAGCCACAGGAGUACUAUCAUCAAAAGUUCCCGGAGAAGCCCCCUGUCCUUCCUCCGUCAUCCGCUCCCCCAGCGACGGGCUUCCUGCCGGUGCCGGGCAGGUUUCCAUCUGUUGCCCCUGGCUCUGCCGCUGAACAUGGCCCUUUCUUCUUCAUCCCGGCGCCGCCCCAUGGUUACUAUGCCACCAGCGCCAACCCUGGUGGCACCUCCUUCUACGCGGUCGCACCACACAAUGGCAACUCCAACGGUAAUGGCACCACCCCUGCCCCUGCUGUGUCGAAUGCUCCGGCCUACCCGCAACUGGCGUAUGACAGCAAUGGCCGCGCCAUCUACUACACCAGCGUCCUCCCCCAGUAUCCUUCUGCCGUCAACGGCAUGUCAGUGGCCGCAACAGUACUCGGCACUGAGCCUGCGAAGCCAGUGGCGGCGAAGCCAACCCCAACCGUCUCUUGAUCGCUCGCUCACUCACCUCGUCUAUCCAGUAUGGGUUAAAAGAGUUUGCCAAUUUUCGUUCGUUCGUUCGUCGAUAUGGGUUAAUAUGUCAGUUGGAUUCGUUAUUGUCUCUAGUAUUCACCUAUAAUUUUUUUUACCUUUUGUUUAGAGUUUUGGUUUGGCUUUAUGGGUUCAUCAUAUGAACUAGUUCUCAGUGUGCUUAGAUGUACAUACAGUCUUUGUGGACAUAAUGGAUAUUAUAUUAAUUAGUCUAUUGGGGAGUUCUUUAACAAUUGUCUAAGUUGUUACUGCUAUUUGUUAAUUCUUUCAGUUCAUUA
Messenger RNA from Brachypodium distachyon (stiff brome), 2028 nucleotides. Its product is annotated as leucine-rich repeat extensin-like protein 1. The coding region runs from base 161 to 1711 and encodes 516 amino acids. The transcript has a single exon. The record is from RefSeq and is a predicted model, not a curated record. Lineage: Eukaryota; Viridiplantae; Streptophyta; Magnoliopsida; Poales; Poaceae. Gene Ontology annotation, molecular function: protein binding.